AUGGGACUCCGUGGUGUAGUGAGUUUGCUGGCGCUGGCUAGCUGCGCCUGCGCAUCUGUGAACGACAAUGCCCUUGAAGGUGGGGAUAGGGUUGUGUUAGUUGCCCCGGUUCUUGCACCACCGAGGGAUUCCCGCACCCACGUGACGGACCGGGCGAGGCAGUUCCCGAUUUUAGUUCUUCUGGCUCAGCAAAACCCCCCCCCGGAGAAACUGAGGGAGCCUGAAGCUAAAUCCCUGAAUGUUAAUCCGCAACCUAUUUAUGUUCAGAAAUUGCAAGAUCAAGUUCAGCCAACACGGUCAAAUAGACAAAAAAGGACUUUAGGUAAGCUACUACUUGGUCAUGGGGGUGGAUUGUCUAUAGGGGGAGGUCUUGGUUGGGGAGGCGGCUUUGGCGGAGGGUAUGGAGGUGGCUACGGCGGAGGCUAUGACGGUGGCUACGGGGGGCACGGUGGCGGUUACCAAGAGCCCCAUAAAACUGUAAUUGUCAAAGUUAUUAAGGAGCAUGGUCAUGGACAUGGAGGCUAUGGAGGACAUGGUGGAUAUGGCGGACACGGCGGUAAUUAUGGCGGUCAUGGCGGAAAUUACGGUGGAUAUGGCGGCGGUGGCGGCGGCGGCUACGGCGGUGGUUUUGGUGGUGGAGGCGGAGGUGGCGGAGGAGGUGGUGGCGGGGGAGGCUUCGGCGGCGGCUAUGGAGGUGGUGGUGGAGGAGGAGGUGGUUACGGCGACGGUGGCUAUGGUGGUUUUAACAACGGGGGUGGCUAUGGAAACAAUGGUUACAACCACGGCGGAGGUUAUGGACCGUCUGGUUGCGGCGGAGGCUGUGGUGGCAAUGGUGGAAGCCACGCCACCGCGACCGCUACCGCUACAGCAACUGCCACUGCUAAUGGGUACGGAAAACGCAAAUAA
Messenger RNA from Leptosia nina, 906 nucleotides. NCBI's taxonomy places the organism in Eukaryota, Metazoa, Arthropoda, Insecta, Lepidoptera, Pieridae. The record is from the annotation of a GenBank genome assembly.